CAAAACAAACCUAUUAACCAAAAAGUUGAAACUUUUGGUUCAAAUUCAAAAACCUCUUUGGGAUCAGAGGCUUCCCGAAAAUCUUGGAGUAUUCUUAUUCACCAAUCAAACAAAAUUUCAAGUCCUCUUGAGAAGAUUCAAACAACUUCUUACAGUCAAAAAAAAUUUAUCAAUUAUUAACAGAAAUCUCCAUCUUUUCUAUUCAUUUUUUUUUUCUAAUUUAAAUUCAAGUCAAACAGAUCAAAAUACCUGUUUUUGACUCUCUUCUUCUUCUUCCUCCUUGAUUUGGAUCUCUAAAAUCUUCAAUCCCCAUGUUCUAACUUUUAGAAAAUUUACAACAGUCUCUUUUUUAUCACACACACACAAACUUUGAUCCUCGAAUAUAAAUAUAUAUAAUUAAAAAAAAAGAUAAUAUUCGUGUUUCUCAUUUUGGAGUCAUAAUAAAGAAACCUUCCAUUUAAUUUUAAUCCCCCUCCAAGAAACCUGAAGAUUCUCUAAUAAGAAGAAGCUGCCAUUAAAAGAGAAGAAGAGGAAGAAGAGAAAAAAAUGUCGCGUCUAGACGAGAUGAUACCUUCAAGCCCAGGAAAGUUCAAGAUGGAGAAAUCUUCAUACUUGCAUCGUCUCAGAUUCCAAUCUUCUCUCACAAAGUUUGCAUUUUUCUCCUUCUUCCUCCUCUGUCUCAUCUCACUACUCUUCCUCCGAUCUCCUCCUUCCGUCAACACUUCCCCUUCCUCCUCCUCAUCCGAUCCAUCUCGCCGCUCACUCCGUACCAACACCUACGGAGGACCCGCUUGGGAAAAACGUAUCCGAUCCUCUGCUCGUAUCCGAACCUCAACAACCAACGGAAUCACAGUUCUAGUAACCGGAGCAGCCGGUUUCGUCGGCACGCACGUCUCCGCCGCAUUAAAACGACGAGGAGACGGCGUAAUCGGGUUAGACAACUUCAACGACUACUACGAUCCAUCUCUAAAACGAGCGAGACAAGCUUUACUAGAGAGAAGCGGUAUCUUCAUAGUAGAAGGAGACAUAAACGACGUCGAAUUGCUUCGUAAGCUUUUCAAGAUCGUUACCUUCACUCACGUUAUGCAUCUAGCAGCUCAAGCUGGUGUACGGUACGCAAUGGAAAACCCUAGCUCUUAUGUUCACAGCAACAUCGCCGGAUUCGUUAAUCUCCUCGAGAUCUGCAAAUCCGCGAAUCCACAGCCAGCUAUAGUCUGGGCUUCGUCUAGCUCAGUCUACGGACUCAACACUAAAGUCCCCUUCUCUGAGAAAGAUAGAACAGAUCAACCGGCGAGUUUAUACGCCGCGACUAAAAAAGCCGGCGAAGAGAUCGCUCACACCUAUAACCACAUCUACGGUUUAUCACUAACCGGAUUGAGAUUUUUCACGGUUUACGGACCUUGGGGAAGACCUGACAUGGCUUACUUCUUCUUCACUAAAGAUAUUUUAAAAGGCAAAUCGAUUUCGAUAUUCGAAUCGGCGAAUCACGGAACGGUGGCUAGGGAUUUCACUUACAUUGACGAUAUAGUGAAAGGAUGUUUAGCGUCGCUUGAUACGGCGGAGAAGAGUACGGGGACAGGAGGGAAGAAGAGAGGUCCGGCGAUGUUGAGAGUGUUUAACUUAGGGAACACGUCGCCGGUGCCGGUUUCAGAUCUGGUGAGGAUAUUGGAGAGGCAGUUGAAAGUGAAGGCGAAGAAGAAUUUGAUUAAGAUGCCACGAAACGGUGACGUUCCGUUUACUCAUGCUAAUAUUAGUUUAGCUCAACGUGAGCUUGGUUAUAAACCCACCACUGAUCUGCAGACCGGUUUGAAGAAGUUUGUCAGAUGGUAUUUGAGUUAUUACUCCUCCUCCGGUCAGUCUAAAGCCGCCGCUAGAUGAUGAUCUUUUGAUUUCUUGUGUUUUUAUUUUUCCUUUUUUUCUUCUGUUUGAGUAAUUUUGGGGGAUUGUUGUAACAGAGAGUGAGAAGAACACAGAGAGAGACCCAUUCGGUGAUUUUUAAUUUAAUUUAUUUAUUUUACU
Camelina sativa (false flax) is the source of this 2019-nucleotide messenger RNA. The record is from RefSeq and is a predicted model, not a curated record. Lineage: Eukaryota; Viridiplantae; Streptophyta; Magnoliopsida; Brassicales; Brassicaceae.